AUGUUUAUUGAAGCAACAGCGAACUACCAUAAACACGACACAACGGCGAAGAAAAACAACCUAUCCAGAGCCGAACAAGACGCAUUGGACAAAUUGAAAAACGAUGACACAAUUAUCAUUAAGGAGGCUGAUAAAGGCGGAGCGACCGUGGUCAUGGACAAAACAUUUUAUCGUGCUAAAAUACAAGAAAUGCUGGCCGACAACGAACACUACGCAGAACUGACAGACACGAACUAUGAUGAUAAAAUCAUCAAAAAAAUUGGAACACACUUGAAAAAAUUCGACAAGGAAACAACAAGGAAAGAGAAAGAUUACUUGCAGAAUUUCGCCUGGAAAACCUCCAACUUCUAUGGACUACCAAAAAUCCACAAAUCACAAGCCGUAAAAGAAGCCAUAGAACAACAAAACUCCACGUACAUCAAGAUACAAGCGCCACCAGAUCUGAAACUUCGCCCGAUUGUUGCUGGUCCAUCGUCACCCACACAUCGAUUGAGCAAUUUGAUAGACAUAAUUUUGAAGCCCCUGUGUCAACAUGUACUAAGUUUCAUCCGCGAUGACCUCGAUUUUUUAAGCCACCUCCCAGAAACAGUCAAUGAUAACGCACUCCUUGUAUCAUUUGACGUUGUCAACCUAUAUACGAGUAUUGAACUCGGCCUUACAGCUAUCGAAUACUGGAUUGACAACUUUGGAAAUUCUCUCAACCGAUCGUUUUCUAAAGAAUUCAUCAUGGAAUCGAUUACAAUUGUCCUGAAAGAGAACACUUUCCACUUCGUCAAUAAAUUAUAUCAACAAAUUCAGGGAACAGCGAUGGGGACGAAAAUGGCCCCAACUUAUGCGACCCUCGUACUUGGAUACCUGGAAGAGAAACUGUACUCAGAAUUCGAAACGCGAUUUGGUAGUGAACAAAAGGAGGAAUUUGUACGCGCUUUCCAGAGAUAUUUAGACGAUUGUUUCACAAUCUGGAACAAAUCAGAGGAAGAUCUGAGGAAACUACAUGCUAUGUUAAACAGUCUCCACGAAAGCAUCAAUUUCACGGUAGAAUUUGACAACGCCAAGCUGCCAUUUCUAGAUAUGUUAGUGUACAAGCAAGAUGACAAGUUGAAUACGGACAUCUUCUACAAAGCAACUGACACAAACCAAUAG
Molecule: messenger RNA, 1143 nt
Organism: Dendronephthya gigantea
Lineage: Eukaryota; Metazoa; Cnidaria; Anthozoa; Malacalcyonacea; Nephtheidae
Exons: 1
Coding region: 1-1143 (380 amino acids)
Source: RefSeq, a predicted model, not a curated record